Acanthopagrus latus (yellowfin seabream) is the source of this 7243-nucleotide messenger RNA. Its product is annotated as protein-methionine sulfoxide oxidase mical3b-like. The record is from RefSeq and is a predicted model, not a curated record. Gene Ontology annotation, molecular function: FAD binding; protein binding. The transcript has 32 exons. Lineage: Eukaryota; Metazoa; Chordata; Actinopteri; Spariformes; Sparidae. The coding region runs from base 137 to 4741 and encodes 1534 amino acids.
UUAGACGGUCAGCAGCAGCUGAAGAUGGACAGCAGCUCUGUGAGAUUUUCAGGGUGAAUCCUCUCUCCGACAUCAGAGGGCGACCUGGAGUCAGGUGACACCCUUCCCAUGGUGCCCUGCAGCCUCCAGGGUCGCCAUGGGAGACGAGUCGUACCCAGAAUGCAGAGCUCAGGAGCUGUUCGAUGAGUUUGUGUCGUCGUCAACAUGCAGGGCGGCGCUGCGGUCCUUCAGCCAGCUGUGUGAACACCUGCAGCUGGACAGGAGCGCCGCCGAGAGGCCGCUGUACCGACCAAUUAAACACCGCCUCAACUACUGGAAGGCCAACGCUCUGUGGGCAAAACUGGACCGAAGGGGUGCACAGCAGGAGUACCAGAGGGCCCGCGUCUGUAACAACACCACGUGUGUGAUCAUCGGGGCUGGGCCCUGCGGUCUGAGGACAGCAGUAGAGCUGAGCUUCAUGGGAGCUCGGGUGGUGCUGCUGGAGAAGAGGGACUCGUUCUCCAGGAACAAUGUGCUCCACCUGUGGCCCUUCACCAUCCAUGACCUGCGGGGCCUCGGUGCCAAAAAGUUCUACGGGAAGUUCUGCGCCGGCUCCAUUGACCACAUCAGUAUCCGUCAACUGCAGCUGGUCCUGCUGAAGGUUGCCUUACUGCUGGGGGUGGAGGUCCAUGUCAACGUGGAGUUUACAAACCUGGUGGAGCCGCCGGAGGACCAGCUCAGACAGACUGUGGGCUGGAGGAUGGAAGUGAAACCAAAGUCUCAUCCUGUCAAUCAGCUGGAGUUUGAUGUCAUCAUUGGAGCUGACGGACGCAGGAACACGCUGCCAGGUUUCAGGCGGAAAGAGUUCAGGGGGAAACUGGCGAUCGCCGUCACAGCCAACUUUAAAAACAGGAACACAACAGCUGAGGCCAAAGUGGAGGAGAUCAGCGGAGUGGCUUUUAUCUUCAACCAGAGGUUCUUCCAGGAGCUACGACAGGAAACAGGGAUCGACCUGGAGAACAUUGUGUACUACAAAGAUGAUACUCACUACUUUGUGAUGACGGCAAAGAAACAGAGUCUGCUGGAUAAAGGAGUCAUUUUACAGGACUUCACAGACACUGAGCUGCUUCUCUCUCGAGGGAACGUGGACCAGAAUGCAUUGCAGAUCUACGCUCGCGAGGCCGCCAACUUCUCCACCAAUCAUCAGCUGCCAUCUUUGGACUUUGCCAUGAAUCACUAUGGCCAGCCGGACGUCGCUAUGUUCGACUUCACCUGCAUGUACGCAUCAGAGAAUGCCGCCAUGGUUCGCCAACGCCAAGGACACCAGCUACUGGUCACACUGGUGGGAGACAGUCUGCUGGAGCCCUUCUGGCCAAUGGGAACAGGGAUAGCUCGAGGUUUCCUGGCAGCUCUCGAUGCAGCCUGGAUGAUCAGGAGCUGGUCUCAAGGAGGAAGUCCUCUGGACGUCCUUGCAGAGAGAGAGAGUAUAUACCGGCUCCUUCCUCAGACGACUCCCGAGAACCUUCAAAAGAACUUUGGUCUGUUUACAGUCGAUCCGACAACCAGAUACCUGAACAUCAACCGUCUGCUCAUGACACCUGCUCAGGUGAGACAUCUCGUGGACACAGGUGAGGGGGCAGGUCUAAACACAGACUGUGACAUCAUUCGUCUGCCGUCACCCAGAACCCUCAGAGAAGAUGCGUCCUCUCAGUCCAAUCAGCUGCUCACUUGGUGUCAGGAGCAGACUCGUGGUUACCAUGGUGUGUCAGUUACAGACCUGACUACUUCCUGGAAGAGCGGCCUUGCUCUGUGUGCUCUGAUUCAUCGAUAUCGACCGGACCUCAUAGACUUUGACUCUCUGGAUGAGUCGUCGUUGGAAGAAAACACUUAUCUCAGCUUUGACGUGGCUGAACGAGAGUUUGGGAUUUCUCCUCUGAUGACUGUUGAAGAAAUGUCAUCUGUCGGAGAACCGGACUCUCUGUCGAUGGUGAUGUACCUGAGUCAGUUCUACCAGCUGCUCCGGGACAAGCCGCCCCCUGCUACUUGUCUGAGUCAGAGUUCUGACCUGAGAUCAGCGCUCAUCACUCCAGCCUCCCUCCUCAGCAGACUGGGACUCAGUCCGUCCAGGAAGAGAAACCCAAAGGUCCUGCAGCUCCUGGAGCAGAAAGAAGCUCGUGGUAAACGGAGGAGGACGAGUAGAGAGCUGUGGCAGAACAGUGGCAGCGACAGCCAGGUGUGUGAUGAAGCAUUUGUUGGUGGGUCCAGUCACUCUAGAGUUCGUCUGAUGGCCAAUCAGCUGCAGGCAAAGCUGGACGAGAACUCAGCCUCCUGCCGGACUCCUCCUACUUCUGCUGCUGCAGCUUUACGUCGACAGAGAAAACGGACUCUUCAGCAGGAACAGAUGAGUUUUCGGUUCAAAGAGAAGAUCAAAUCUCAGUCCAUCGUCGGUGAGGAUGAGCAGUGUCUUCAGAUGUACACCGGUGGAGUGAGCUCAUUGGCUGAGCAAAUCACCAAUCAGAUUCAGAGUCAGGAGGAAGUGACGUCGUCCUCAGCCUGUUUCUUCUGUCAGAGGAGGGUGUACCUGAUGGAGCGUCUUAGUGCCGAGGGUUUCUUCUUCCACCGCAGUUGUUUCCAGUGUUUCAGCUGCAGCAGCACUCUCAGACUGGCUGCUUAUGCCUUCGACCAGCACCGCGGGAGGUUUUACUGUCUUCAGCACUCUGACUCGUGUCUGAACGCUCCGGCUGUGAGAAGGAGAGCAACCGCGUCUGACGGAGUGGCUUCACAUCGAACAUCAAUAGCGUCUGCAGCUUCAGCUCCGUCACACUCAGACUCUCUGAUCUUGUCUGACCGUCGUCGCUCCUCAGUCAUCUCUGUGAUGGUGGCGACGCCGGAGAGGAUCGAGCUGCAGAACCGCCGCCGCAGCUCGACCAAGGUGGAGGCGAAGCUGCUGGAGGAGCCCGAGGAACUGGGGGAGCUGGAAGAGGUGUCGGAGGAGACGCUGCACCGGUUCAAUCUCAGCCUGGACGAGAAAAUCAAGCACAGAUCCAGUUCAGAGUCGGAGAUGGAGGAAGAGGAAGAGGAGGAGAGGGAGGGAGAGCGCGGCGGUCGACACCGUGUGACAUCAGAGGAGGCCAGAGCAUCAUGGAGGGAAACUCUGCAGCUCCACCUGAGAGGAGACCUGGAGGAGGAGGAGGACGAUAACGAUGAGGAGGAAGAGGAGGAAGAGGAGGAAGGCAGUGAGGUGGAGUCCAGUGACGAGGGGGAGUACAGUCCCUGCCACAUGGAGCGGCUCUCAGGUCUGUGGCUCCUGAUGGAGGAGGAGACAGAGGAGGCACUCUCUCUCAUCUGUUCAGCAGCAGGAAGUGACAUCAUAAGCUGUGACACACCUGUGAGGCCUGAUUCCACCCUACUGGCUGUCAUCACCUCCUCCACAGCUCCCUUGAGGACUGAACCCGUCACCAACACGCCCUCUACAGCCUCCUUCAUCACCUCGCCUGACUCCACCCCCGAUGAUGAUGAGGACACAGCUUUGCCCACACAGCUUACACCUGUUAUUGUUAUGGAAACAGCUGUUAGUGCAAAAAGUCGGGGCUCUUCUGAUGACAUCAGCCCUGACCUGCAAGAGAAAAAGCCCCUUCUCCUGCAUGUGAUAGGGGCGGAGUCAGAUGAGGAGGGGGCAGACUCAGAGAGGGUGAGGAGCAGGAGACUUAGAGGAGCACACAGCCCCCCCCCUUGCCUUGGAGGCAGAGCUCUCCUACAGCUAAAGGGGCUCAGAGAGGCUCCACCCCCUGGACAGGUGAACAUCGAAGGGGGCGGGGCCAGAACCCUGUGGAAGGCGGUGUUCUCUGGAAACAGGAAUGAGAAGAAAAAGAAGUGGGGCAGGUCUUUACCUCCGGGAGCAGAGAUGACGACUGAUGCAGCCAAUCAGAGGCAAGAUGUGAGAGGAGGUCUGACAGAAGAGUCUGAUCUGGACUCAUCCACUCUGCUGCAGAGAUGUUCACUGACGCCCACAAACAAUAGACGCUCUCUGAAGGUCCCUGUUCAGGACUCUGAUGGACAGUCCUCGUGUCCCACGGAGGUGGUGGGAUACCUGGUCCAGGCGAAGGAGCCGUCUAGUCUGAGUGUGAAGGAGACCUUGUUCCAGAGGGGACGAGAGAAUGAGGAUGGAGACCUGGACACCAAAAUCACCCGGCGAGUUCAGAGAGCUGCCAGAAGAAAAGCCAAACAGGAGCAGCUGAAGAGACUCCACAAAGCUCAGAUGAUCCAGAGACAGCUGCAGCAGGUGGAGGAGAAACAGAGACAGCUGGAGGAGAGAGGAGUGAUGGUGGAGAAAGCUUUGAGAGGAGAAGCUGAUUAUUGGGGAGACUCCAAUGAUGGCCAAGACAUGGAGCUUCACCUGGAAGGACUGGAUAAACUGGAUAAUCCAGCUUUGAUGCAGCAGUGGUUCAAGUUGGUCCAGCAGAAGAAUUCUCUGGUCCGAUAUGAAUCUGAACUGAUGAUAUUUGCUCGCGAAUUGGAAUUGGAGGACCGACAGAGUCGACUGCAGCAGGAGCUGCGAGAGCGGAUGGCUGUGGACGACCACCUGAAAGAGGAGUGGCAGCUGGUGGAGGAGCGUCUGAUCCUGGAAGAGAUGUUGGAGGUGGUGGAGCAGAGAGACUCUCUGGUGUCUCUGCUGGAGGAACAGAGACUGCGGGAACGACAGGAAGACCAGGACCAGGAGGACAUCAUGAUGACCAGAGGACUGGGACUCAGCUGGACAUGAAGUGGUCUCAUCUGGCCUGCAGUGAUAUCACAAUGAACUCAAGACUGACUGUAUCAGAACCGUUCACUGUGAUUGAUUCUGAUGAAGAUCAGAAGAUUUCUCCAACAGCAGCUUCAGACCUGAUCAGAGGAGGACUGUAGAAAACAGAUGAAUUAACUUCUUCUUCUUCUUCUUCUUCUUCUUCUUCUUCUUCGUCUACUUCUGUUUACUGACAUAGUGACAAUUUAUGGGGCUAGUUGUGUGACCAUUCUUGCUAAAUGCUAACAUGCCACUUAGCCACAAUAGCCUCAAUGUAUCUGAUGAGUUAGCAAGCUAACUAGCUUGAUUGCUAUACGGUUACUUCCUGCAGCUGUGGUUUUGAAGCAUUUUUUAACAAUCUGAUUCCACCUCCCAGGGUACCUUGCGUGAAUUAGAGGUGUAACUUCCGCUUUCCCAUGUCAUUAAACCAGAACCGUUUUUCCACAGGAUGCUAAUUUUCUUUCUUAGAGCCAUUGAUGUGAUGUAUCGUACAUUUAUGAAAAUAUAGGUUAACAACUGUAUCGAGUGAAAAUUAACUCUAAUGUUAUUGAUUAGCCCACUUAGCUAACGCUAGUAAAGCCUUCAAGGUACUGCCAGUGCAUCAGUUAUUUUCGUACCUUUAUACUUAAUUUAGCUCCACUAAGCAUCAGAAGUAUCACCCAUAAUUGUUUCCACAGUGACCUCCUCAGGAAACUCAUGUGAUGGUUACUGCAAGGAAACAGAACAUUAGCUAACAAGCCUUCGUAGCUUCCUAAAUCUUUUGGACAAAUCACUCUGAUAUCAUUGCGUCCUGAUGGAUCAGCAACAAAACAUACCAUGAAAAGUGCAGUGGCAGUUCCAGACCAGUUUUAAUAGGGGGGCCAGGUUGGGGCUGGCUUUUUUGUUGGGGCAUGUACAACUCGGGGAUAAAAAGACAAAUCCCUCAUUUAAAACAGUGUUUACAAUUUAAAAAAAAUUGAUUGUGUAGUAAACUGCUAAGAAACUUUAUUUCUGCCUUUCCCUUCAGUACAAAAUCAUUGCAGGAAAUCUGUCAUUGCAUUAUUGAUGCAGACUGCCUGUCGGGGGGCCCACAGGGGGGUCCGCACUCAGAGUUACAGGGGCACUGGCCCCUGUUGGUCCCCCCUUAGAACCGCCCCUGGAAAAGUGAAAAUCUGGAGUUUAAAGUUUAAAGAUACAGCUACCUAAGACAACAACUAGUAUUAGCUUUCAAGCCCUUCUUAGCUAACAUUACGCUACUAGGAAAGGAGUGGAUUAGUUUCAAGAUAUCAGCACACAUCUUGGACUUAUUUUUUUAAAACUGGAAGUAAAAUCAAGUUUGUAAUUUAGCUACUGUAGGCUAAUGACACAAGACUAUCGAACAGUCAUGUUAGUGAGGGCGUUAUUGAAAUUAGCGAGCUAACAAACAGCCAGUUAGUGCCCUGGUGUAGCCUACAUGUCCACUAUAAACUGGUCUAAAGUACAGACUUGUUCCUGCUUUGAACACAAACUCAAAGUUUAACUGUAAAAUUACUUUGUCUAAAAUGAGUCAAUAAUGAGUAACUAAUGAGAAACCACUGUGACAGCUUUCCACCCCGUUAUGGUGAUGAUGAUGAGUUUAUCAGGUUAUUGAUAUAAAUUUGACUUAUUGAUUAUCGUGCCAACACCGUCAGCUGUUGAUCAGGUCUACCAAACUUCACCUGCUAGCCUUACUUCACCUGAUCACUUCAUUAAUCACUGUUAUUAAUCCUGUUUAAAAUUAUGUGGGCGCCGCUUAGCUUGGUUGGUAGUGCGCGCGACCCACGUGCCGAGGUUCUGCAGUGGACCCGGGUUCAACUCCCGGCCUGGGUCCCCUUGCUGUGUGUCAUUCCCCCCUCUCUUACCCUGUUUCCUGUCACACUCUUCAGCUGUCCUGUCAAUAAAGCCAGAAAAGGCCAAAAAAAUAUUUAAAAUCAUGUGACUGUGAUCAACUGUUAAUGUAACUGUAACAACAAACAGACUGAACGUUCCGUUUAUAAUAAAUCACCAUCCACUUAUGACUGAUGUCCAGUUUUUUUAAGAAACAAAUACACACACACACACACACACACACAACUGUAUUCGGUUCUUUGCGGGUCCCAUCUGAUACAAACCUUCAUUCAUCUUAAUCACAGUUUGCUCUGUAAUUUAAUUAACUGACGAUAAAACGUUUUUUAGCAAGAGCAGUGUUUUUUUACAGCACAGCUCCUUCCUCCUUUUCUCCUCCUUUUCAUCUCCUUUUCUCCUCUGUUUAUUCUCCUCCUUUGUGUGGUGAUGUAAUUGUUCCUGUUGGUUCAUGUUCACAGUUGGUGGUGAAACUGAAGUCGUUAUUGAUCCAUAACUGACCUCUGAAACAGGAACAAUCAACAAACACACUGUUAGACGUUGCAUUACUUUAGAUUGAACUGACAGAACACUUUGGUUCUGGAGGUCCACUGAUGUUGAUGGAUGUAUUACACACAGUACAGAAUGUACAAGAAAAAGUUUGUU